UUUGCUAUGAAUUAUUUUGUUGAAAUGUUGUUUUUUUCUUAAUGCAGGAAGUUAUCCGAGGCAAGGGUUGACAGAAAAGGUUAUUCCACAAUCGAAAAGCAAUGCUAUGUUAGUUGCUGCAAUUGACUUUGGUACGACCUAUAGCGGGUACGCCUAUUCCUUUGUCGGAAAACCAGAAGAAAUACUGACAACAUAUUGGGAUCAGACCUCAAUUAAGACUCCUACGGUGGUUUUAAUGAAUCCCAGCAAGAAGUUUCAUUCCUUUGGAGAAAACGCAAGAAAGAGAUAUGAACAGUUAAUGAAAACAAACGAACACAAAGACUGGUAUCUCUUUGAAAGGUUCAAAAUGAAACUGUUUGUAAAAGACACUCCUCUACAAAAAGAUAUGGAAAUUGAUGAUAUACUUGGUAAACCAAUUAAAGCAAUUGAUGUCUUCUCCGCAGCAAUCAGGUAUAUCAAGGAGCAUUUACUCGGCGUUCUAAAUGAUCCCGACAGGGAUGAACAGCUGAAAAUCAAACCAGAUACUGACAUCCGCUGGGUUCUUACCGUGCCGGCUAUUUGGAAUGAUUUGUCGAAAACAUUCAUGAGGCAGGCAGCAUAUAACGCCGGUAUUCCUGAUCAUAUGUUAUUACUGGCGUUAGAGCCCGAGGCUGCUUCUCUGUUCUGUAAGAAGGAAUUAGGAGUUGACAAAGUUCCGAUUGGCUGUAGAUACUUGGUCCUAGACCUUGGAGGCGGUACAGCAGAUAUAACAUGCCAUGAGGUCAAUACAGACGGUACAUUAAAGGAACUCCAUCCACCGACAGGGGGAGAUUUUGGUGGCACUACCAUAGACAACGCGUUCGUUGACGUUUUAAUUCGGGUAUUUGGCGCUGAUGUCAUUACUAAAUUUAAAAGGAAAUUCAUGAAUGACUACUGGGAGCUGAUGAGUGCUUUUGAACUUAAGAAGCGAAUAUUUGACGGCACAGGAAGAGUUGUCUUGAAAUUUCCAGUCCAAAUUUUAGAACUGUACAAAGAAAACGUCGGAGAGGCCGUAGAAGAAAGUCUGUUGAAUUCAAACUUGGCAAAAAGCAUAGAAUUUAAACACGGUAAAGUGUUUAUUACGGAAACAUUAAUGAAAGAGCUUUUCAAUUCAGCUCUGACAAAAAUAACUAAUAAGACGCUCGAACUUCUCACAGUUGUGUCAAAUAUCAACUGCAUUAUGUUAGUUGGUGGUUUCUCCGAGUCUCUUUAUUUGCAAAAUGUGAUGAAAGAAACCUUUGACAAUCUUAUCAUUCCAAACGAACCAGUUGCAGCCGUUCUAAAAGGAGCAGUUAUCUACGGCCACGAAACCAAAGCAAUAUCCUCCCGGAAGUGUAGGUACACUUACGGUAUAGCGCGAAUGAUGAAGUUCGAUCCAGAAAAACACACUGGGAGAAAGGAAGUAAGAAUGGGCGGUUUCGUAUACUGUGAUGACUCUUUUAGCAAACAUAUAGAGAUGGGAACUGAAGUAAGCGUACAUACACCCGAAAGAGCUAGAGAACGCGAGUACUUUCCCGCAAUUGCUGAGCAAAAACAAGCGGUAUUAGAGGUAUACAAGUCGAAAAGAAGAGAUCCUAAGUUUAUUGAUGAAGACGACUGUGAGUUUGUUGGUUUGAUAAAAGUAGACAUUGAUCCGAAAGGUAACAUUUGGUCAAAACUGAAGGUCAGAAUGAUUUUUGGAGGAACAGAAUUAUUUAUUGAAGUUACCGAUGUGAAAAAUGGUACGAUAACAAAAGGAUCAGUAGACUUCAUAGGUUGAAACGUCAAGUUUUGCUUGAUAUAAUAAAAAUGCAGUGAA
Molecule: messenger RNA, 1816 nt
Organism: Mercenaria mercenaria
Lineage: Eukaryota; Metazoa; Mollusca; Bivalvia; Venerida; Veneridae
Product: heat shock 70 kDa protein 12A-like
Exons: 6
Coding region: 107-1777 (556 amino acids)
Molecular function (GO): ATP binding; ATP-dependent protein folding chaperone
Source: RefSeq, a predicted model, not a curated record